Messenger RNA from Trachymyrmex septentrionalis, 1488 nucleotides. Its product is annotated as facilitated trehalose transporter Tret1-like. The transcript has 7 exons. Lineage: Eukaryota; Metazoa; Arthropoda; Insecta; Hymenoptera; Formicidae. Gene Ontology annotation, molecular function: transmembrane transporter activity. The record is from RefSeq and is a predicted model, not a curated record. Gene Ontology annotation, cellular component: membrane. Gene Ontology annotation, biological process: transmembrane transport. Bases 1 to 1488 code for a protein of 495 amino acids.
AUGUAUCUACGAUUGAAUAUACAAAGAGAACUCUUCUUUUUGUUUCUUUACACUAUUAUCUGCAACUUGGCUUUAAUAAAUGCAGGAGCCACUUUAGGAUAUUCCUCCAUAGUACUUCCAAUACUGGCAAGUAAUAGGUCAUCAAUAACUUUAAACGCAGUGGAGAUAUCUUUUUUCGCUUCCACGAUAUCUAUCUCCCAAAUUAUUGGUUGCCUGUUAUGUCUUAUCAUAAUGAACUAUGGAAGACGAUGUAACAUGAUAGUAUGUGGUGUAAAUUUUUCUUUGGGAUGGAUCCUCAUUGCGAGUAGUUAUAAUGUGAUACAACUCUUCAUCGGUAGGAUGCUAACAGGAAUUGCAAUAGGUAUGUGUGCAGCUUCUGUUGGAAUAUAUUUAGCAGAAAUCUCUAUUACUUCAUGGAAAACAGUCAUUACGGUUACUCCGAAUAUAGCUCUUACCACCGGAAUUCUGAUCGUUUAUCUUCUAGGAUUUGUUCUACAGAACGAUUGGAGGUUAAUAGCAGCAUUUUUUUCCAUACCCUCCAUAUUGUUUGUCCUAUGCAAUAUUUUCUUCAUCCGCGAAAGUCCUGAGUGGUUGCUCUUGAAAGGCCGAAAGGAAGACGCUAGAAUUGCUCUACUUUGUAUCCGUGGUCUGCGUCAGGAAACUACAGAGUUCCAAGAAGAGUUUACCAAAAUGACAAACUAUGUCGAGAAAAAUAAAUUUGAAAUAUCUCAAAAUUGCCGAACAGAUUUCUCCUCGACUAAAGAAACCGGACAGAAGUUUCUUACUUGGAAUGUGUGGAGCAUACUAAAGAGAAUUUGGAGAACAAUCCUUCUACCAGAAGUGUGGAAACCUUUUGUGAUACUAAAUCUCUAUUUACUUUUUCAGAAGCUUUGUGGACUGUAUGUGAUUAUAUUUUAUACCGUUGAUCUUAUCACCAGACUCAACAUAACAAUAGAUCCAUUUUUGAUCGCCGUAAUAGUAGGAGUAAUUCAAUUAGUAGGCAUUGUAAUCACUGCGUGUUGUAGCAAAAGAAUUGGUCGUCGAACUAUUUCGAUUGUGUCUGGUGUUGGUAUAUCAAUUUCUUUGAGCAUUUUAGCAGUGUAUCUGCAAUUUUUUGAGAACAUUAGUAUUACAACUAUUCCUAUUGCUUGUAUCCUUUUCUAUGUGGGUUUUGGAUCAUUUGGAUUUUUUUCGAUUCCUUGGUCCAUGAUUCCGGAACAGUAUCCUACCAGAUAUGUGAACGUUCUCGGGCAACUUACUACUUUCAUCUCUCUUGUGGGCAGCUACAUCGUCAUACAAUUGUAUCCAGUAAUGGUAACGCAUAAUAGAAAUGCUACCAUUUAUUUUUACUGCAUAAUGUCUAUCAUUGCUACUAUUUUUCUAAUGAUUGCUUUACCGGAGACACUGGGGAAGACGAAAACACAGAUAGAAGAUGCUUUUAGAGAUUACAAGUUACAGAUAGAUGAAAACAUUGAAGAUACAUGUUAA